CCCAGUGCCGCAGGAGAGAAAGCGCGCACAGGUCCUGCUCCCAGUCUUCGCCUCGGCGCCCCUCAACAGAGACCGAGCUCCUCUCCUCCGCCUCGGCCUCAGCUGAGCGCCCUCCUCCUCCGGAGCACACAUCACCCCUGCAGCCCCAGAAGUGCCCCAGCCCCACGUCGGCGACCACCAUGACGGAGACCAACAACGAAUGUAGCAUCAAGGUGCUCUGCCGCUUUCGGCCCCUCAACCAGGCAGAGAUUCUGCGAGGGGACAAGUUCAUCCCCAUUUUCCAAGGGGAUGACAGCGUCGUUAUUGGGGGGAAGCCUUAUGUCUUUGAUCGUGUAUUCCCCCCAAACACAACUCAGGAGCAAGUUUAUCAUGCAUGUGCCAUGCAGAUUGUCAAAGAUGUCCUUGCUGGCUACAAUGGCACCAUUUUUGCUUAUGGACAGACUUCCUCAGGGAAAACCCAUACCAUGGAGGGAAAGCUGCAUGACCCCCAGCUGAUGGGAAUUAUUCCUCGAAUUGCCCGGGACAUCUUCAGCCACAUCUACUCCAUGGAUGAGAAUCUUGAAUUCCACAUCAAGGUUUCUUACUUUGAGAUUUACCUGGACAAAAUUCGUGACCUUUUGGAUGUGACCAAGACAAAUCUGUCUGUGCAUGAGGACAAGAACCGGGUGCCAUUUGUCAAGGGUUGUACGGAACGCUUUGUGUCCAGCCCAGAGGAGAUUUUAGACGUGAUCGAUGAGGGGAAAUCAAAUCGUCAUGUGGCUGUCACCAACAUGAAUGAACACAGCUCUCGAAGCCACAGCAUCUUUCUCAUCAAUAUCAAGCAGGAGAAUAUGGAGACUGAACAGAAGCUCAGUGGGAAGCUGUAUCUAGUGGACUUGGCAGGGAGCGAGAAGGUCAGCAAGACCGGGGCAGAGGGAGCGGUGCUGGAUGAGGCAAAGAAUAUUAACAAGUCACUGUCAGCCCUGGGGAACGUGAUCUCCGCAUUGGCUGAAGGCACUAAAAGCUACGUUCCAUAUCGUGACAGCAAAAUGACACGGAUUCUCCAGGACUCUCUGGGAGGAAAUUGCCGGACAACUAUGUUCAUCUGCUGCUCACCAUCCAGUUUCAAUGAUGCAGAGACCAAGUCUACUCUGAUGUUCGGGCAGCGGGCAAAGACCAUUAAGAACACCGCCUCAGUGAAUCUAGAACUGACUGCUGAGCAGUGGAAGAAGAAGUAUGAGAAGGAGAAGGAGAAGACAAAAGCUCAGAAGGAGACAAUUGCAAAGCUGGAGGCUGAACUGAGCCGGUGGCGCAAUGGAGAGAAUGUGCCUGAGACAGAGCGCUUGGCUGGGGAGGAUGCGGCCCUGGGAACAGAGCUCUGUGAAGAGACGCCUGUGAACGACAACUCCUCCAUCGUGGUGCGCAUUGCCCCUGAGGAGAGGCAGAAGUACGAGGAAGAGAUCCGCCGCCUCUAUAAACAGCUUGAUGAUAAGGAUGAUGAGAUCAAUCAGCAGAGUCAACUGGUAGAGAAACUGAAGCAGCAAAUGCUGGACCAGGAAGAGCUGCUGGUGUCCACUCGAGGAGACAAUGAGAAGGUCCAACGAGAGCUGAGUCACCUGCAGUCGGAGAAUGAUGCCGCUAAGGACGAGGUGAAGGAAGUGCUGCAGGCACUGGAGGAACUGGCAGUCAACUACGACCAGAAGUCCCAGGAGGUGGAGGAAAAGAGCCAGCAGAACCAGCUGCUGGUGGAUGAGCUGUCUCAGAAGGUGGCUACCAUGCUGUCCCUGGAGUCUGAGUUGCAGCGGCUGCAGGAGGUCAGUGGACACCAACGAAAACGAAUUGCUGAGGUGCUGAAUGGGCUGAUGAAGGACCUGAGUGAGUUCAGUGUCAUCGUGGGCAAUGGAGAGAUUAAGCUGCCGGUGGAGAUCAGCGGGGCCAUCGAGGAGGAGUUCACCGUGGCCCGACUCUACAUCAGCAAAAUCAAAUCUGAAGUCAAGUCUGUGGUCAAGCGGUGCCGGCAGCUGGAGAACCUCCAGGUCGAAUGUCACCGCAAGAUGGAAGUGACUGGGCGGGAGCUCUCGUCCUGCCAGCUCCUCAUCUCCCAGCAUGAAGCCAAGAUCCGCUCACUUACAGAAUACAUGCAGAGUGUGGAGCUAAAGAAGCGGCACCUGGAAGAGUCCUAUGACUCCUUGAGUGAUGAACUGGCCAAGCUCCAGGCCCAGGAAAAUGUACAUGAGGUAACCCUGAAGGACCAGGAACCAGACAUACAGGAUGCAGAUGGAGCGAAGAAGGCCCUGGAGCUGCAGAUGGAGAGUCACCGUGAGGCCCAUCAUCGGCAGCUAGCCCGGCUCCGGGACGAGAUCAAUGAGAAGCAGAAGACCAUCGAUGAGCUCAAAGACCUGAAUCAGAAGCUCCAGCUAGAGCUGGAGAAGCUCCAGGCCGACUAUGAGAAGCUGAAGAAUGAAGAACACGAGAAGAGCACCAAACUACAGGAGCUGACAUUUCUAUACGAGCGACAUGAGCAGUCCAAGCAGGACCUCAAGGGCCUGGAGGAGACAGUUGCCCGGGAACUCCAGACCCUCCACAACCUUCGCAAGCUGUUCGUUCAAGACGUCACGACUCGAGUCAAGAAAAGUGCAGAAAUGGAGCCCGAGGACAGUGGGGGGAUUCAUUCCCAAAAGCAGAAGAUUUCCUUUCUUGAGAACAACCUGGAACAGCUUACAAAGGUUCACAAACAGCUGGUACGUGACAAUGCAGAUCUGCGUUGUGAGCUUCCUAAAUUGGAAAAACGACUUAGGGCUACGGCUGAGAGAGUUAAGGCCCUGGAGGGUGCACUGAAGGAGGCCAAGGAGGGCGCCAUGAAGGACAAGCGCCGGUAUCAGCAAGAGGUGGAUCGCAUUAAGGAGGCUGUUCGGUACAAGAGUUCGGGCAAGCGGGGCCAUUCUGCCCAGAUUGCCAAACCCGUCCGACCAGGCCACUACCCGGCAUCUUCACCCACCAACCCCUACGGCACCCGGAGCCCUGAAUGCAUCAGUUACACCAACAGCCUCUUCCAGAACUACCAGAAUUUGUACCUGCAGGCUGCACCUAGCUCCGCCUCAGAUCUGUACUUUGCAAACUCCUGUGCCAGCAGUGGGGCCACAUCUUCCGGCGGCCCCUUGGCUUCCUACCAAAAGGCCAACAUGGACAAUGGAAAUGCCACAGACAUCAAUGAUAACAGGAGUGACCUGCCAUGUGGCUAUGAGGCUGAGGACCAGGCCAAGCUUUUCCCUCUUCACCAAGAGACAGCAGCCAGCUAAUCUCCCACACCGACUGCUGGAUACCUGCACUUACAGUUUCUAAGAGGGACUGAGGCCUCUUCUCUCAGCAUGCUGCAAACCUGUGGUCUCUGAUACUAACUCCCUCCCCAACCCUUGUUGUUCAACUGUACUAUGUUCGAUGUCUUCUCUUACUCUGUAUCUCUUUGUACUCUGUAUCUAGAUAUCAAAAGCUGCUGCUAUGUCUCUCCUCUCUGUCUCACUCUCUAAGUAUCUAACAAUGUAUCUAGCAAUUUCUAAGCAUAGUCAACCCUCCUCAUUUGGGGUAAUAGAGUGGAGGGUGAGUAUUUCUUCUUUUUUUCUCAUAUAUUUGUCUCUCACACUGAGUGGUGUUAGUCACUGAGUAGAGGUCACGGAAAUGAUUAAAAGAAAAACGAGAGCUAGAGGGCUAUGGCCCUCUUUUCUCUCUCUCACACACACGCACACACAAAAAAAGCCUUAAGCAGAAGAAUGUCUUAGCAUCAUAAGAAGACACAGAAAUAAACUCUUCCUCCCUCCCUUCUCACAUAGAUCACAGGUAGGGGUCAAUUGGAAGGGCUGCUAAAUCAUAUGUAUAAUUUUCUUCAUACACCCCCUCACCCCAACCAAGGGAUUCCAGGUGUUCACCUCUGGAAUGAGUUGGCCUAUUGCCUCCCUCUUCUAUUCUCCCCUGGACUGAGAACAUGGAUCAUUUCCCUUUCUCUUCCAAUCUUCUCUGAUAUCCUUUACCCCACAGCUCAUGACCAGAACCCAGAGUUGAUUAAAAAUAUUUUGAAAAAUUGAGGAGGCAGACCCCUCCCAACAAUCUGUCAAAUAGGUUGCUCAUCUGUCCGUGGUGAUAGCUAUGGGCAAGCACAGUCAAAACUAUUGAUUCCUUGGGUUUAGGCAUGAACAAGCUGGGAAAUUCCUUUUGUGUGUGUGUGUGUUUGCCACAGUUGCCCUCAGAUUGAAGUGAUAAGCUGGAUUCCUUUCUCUGUCCUAUAUUGGGCUGCACGUUCCUCCCAUCUCCAUCUUUUGGUCUGGGGGCUCUCAGUUCACUGGCAAAACAUUUAUCUCUAGAUACCUUCCUUUCCAGCAGGAGCCUGAUUAACCCCAAUACACAUUUUUUAUUUUUUCACAGAGUUUUUUCUUUAAUGUUCCCAUCUGGUAUUAAGUGCACUUUAAGGAAAGGAGCAGGGCAGAUUUUCCAGAGGUGAGAGAGCUCAGGGGCUUAACCCGAGGGCUCUUCCACCACUACAUUCUCAGCCCACAUGCCCCCUGGAGACUUGAGAGGGCUGUUGUUUUGGUUUCACACAGUCCUCUCUGUCCACAUGGUGCUCAGGUGGUUUUCCAGGUAAAUGCAGUGAUGGAGAAUGAAGGUCACUAGCCAGCCCAAGUUACGAAAGAAAGUCUGGUGUCCAGAUAGCCAGUCUUAUCUGGGCUAGAAGACCAGGAUCCCCCAGCAGCAGGCAUCCAUCACCUAGAUUCUUCUAAGUCAGGCAAGAAAGCUUAGUGUGAGUGCCAGCUGGUAAAUACAAACUUUAUUAGUGUGUUACUCCUAUAAGGGAAAAAGUCCCUGCUCCCUUUACCUGUUAGGGCCCUUUUCACAAUUAAGGAGAAAUGCAAGAAAAAAAAAAAAAAAAACAGGGGUGUGGGAUAAAUUCCAAAGUGGCAGUUUUCAAACAUUUUUAAGAACAAAUCUUACAUAGAACCUAAUAUAUAAAAAAUAGCUGAAAGUGACACAGACCUGGGUGGUUUGCAUCUUCUUUGUUUGGUGGAAAAUGCCUCAUUACUUGAGGAGCCCUUGAGACAGUACUAAGAGCCUCUGAGGUUCUGCACAGCAGUUUGAAAACCACCACUCUGAGGAAAGGGUUCAACGUGGCUCCCCUUCACUAAACCUCCAACUCUUAGCAAAGAGCGGAAGGGUAGGUGAGCCGUCCAGACCCAAUAGGAGAAGACAAUACCUGUGCACCUGUGAUCUGGGCAUGAAGGGAAUCAAGCUGCUAAAGAAUUUGAGUCCCCUGCUUAGAGGAAUACCAAUAAAGGGACUUAAGCUAAUAUUUGCCACCAGGGCACCUGAAAAUCCAGUGGGUUUUAUGUAAUCUUGCCACUAAAUGAUUCUUUUGAAAAAUACAUAAGGAAAUGCGAAGGUGUAGGGCAGAGGAAGAGGGAGCUGACACGGAGGGGGCAGCCUUCUCUUCAACAACAUGUAAGGGAAAUGUAAUCCACUUACACAUAUGAGAAACGACACACAUACAAACCCUUCACCAGAAGCCUCAUACUGUGUCCUCCUCCUCCUUCCCACUCUCACUGCAUCCGGUCCAGAGAGCCAGGGUCACAAAGGACACCUGGCCUGCCCACUCACAUCUGCCAAAAUGUUGCAUGCCAGCGUGGAAGACAAACCAAACUGCACAAACCCCAGUGUGUAUUUACUUGAUGUACAUAAAUACCUUUAAAAUAAAAGAAAUUCAAUGAUGACUCUACACUGUUGUAAAUCUUCUUUAUCGCCGCCCCCCGCUCCCCAUCUCACUCCCUUCUUUGCAGGUAAUGGCACUUAGAAUGUAGUACGUACUCUUCCAGAUGUUUUUCUAUAUAUUUAUACACAGCUAUUUUUUUCACUUGACAAAAUAUCUUGGAGAUCUUUUCAAGUCAAUAAACAUAGUUUACCUCAUUAAAAAUAUAUAAUUUUCCAUAUAUUUUUCCUGUAAUUUAUUCAACCAUUCUACUAUUGGCUGGUAUCUAGGUUGUUUGUAAUUUUUAAUUAAAAAUGUAUCUUCUUGUGCUCAUCAUUUUUCACCCAGACCACCACUGCAGUCUCAGCAUCAAUUCCUGCCCUCUCCCAUGCCUCUCCAUC
Molecule: messenger RNA, 6108 nt
Organism: Loxodonta africana (African savanna elephant)
Lineage: Eukaryota; Metazoa; Chordata; Mammalia; Proboscidea; Elephantidae
Gene: KIF5A
Product: kinesin family member 5A
Exons: 29
Coding region: 180-3278 (1032 amino acids)
Biological process (GO): microtubule-based movement; mitotic cell cycle
Cellular component (GO): microtubule
Molecular function (GO): microtubule motor activity; microtubule binding; ATP binding
Source: RefSeq, a predicted model, not a curated record